AUGGGCCUCCCACUCUACAUCGCGCCUGUCGAGUCCGACGUCCAGGGUAAAUCAUCUCCAAAGAGCCCCGCACAUGCGCGCUCGGCCAUCCGCCGUCUUCGACUUCGCUCUCGAGGUAAUGGGCCUGCACGAGAGCAACAGCGUCGCGUACUCGCCGCCGCGGCCGCCUACGAAGAUGAUUUCACCCUUCCAUCCCUUGUGCUCCAUGACUACGAGGCUCCGAGACCCCCGUCGCCUCCCGCCCCAACCAGGGGCGCAGAGCGCGCUCGCCAGCGCUUGCACGAAAUGUUCGGGAACAGGAUGAACACGAUGGAGGCCCUGGAUGAUCGCGUGGUUGAGCGUUUUGGCGAGCGAUGGGCUGAAUUGCACGCGCGGUCCAACCCUAGUCCUCUGCUCGACACUCAAGGAGACGCCGGCCCGUCUGUCCCUUCCACUCGCCAUCAAGAAAACGCCCCCCAACAACCACUCGCGGGCUAUCAUGCGGUUCCCGGGCACACAGACCUGCCUUCUGAUUUGCCCUCACAUGAGUCGUCUUCACGGAGAUCUCUUCGACGGAUUCCGCGAAGCCCACCUCCUCUGCGACGGGUUCGCAGUCCAGAGUACCUUACACUCGACCGUGCCGGCCGUGCCGGCCGUGCCGACCUUGCACACAGUAUCUUGAGCGAGCCUCGCUCCUCCGAAUAUUCGCAGCAAUCACAACAAAUAGAGCAGCAGCGAAGGCGUUUUGAGAGCCGAUUACUUUCGAGUCUCAGAUCUCGAUACCCCAGCGUCUACUACCCCCCCGCCAAUUUGGAUGGCCUGGGUGACCGCGACCGAAGCCUUAGCCCCGAGGGCGAUGGUGUUUGGGACACACUCCUGACCACGCUGACCCCUGACCCCCAACCACCCAGCGUGGGCUCCUCGUUCGCUUCGACCUCGGCAUCCGCAGCGGCAUCGCAAGGCGCCGCGACCGGAUCCUCCAACACCUCUUUCACUGGGCCAGACCCAGCCGAAGAAUCGCUGUUGGAGCCGCAGUCUGGUUGUGAAAACUCGGACAGCGAGGGCGAGGACGAGGACGAGGACGAUCUGGGUCAGAACACCCUGACCAGGUUUCCCCUUGGACACAGGAGCACCCGCUCCUAUGCGAACGUCGCGGCGCACCAAUCCGGAAAUGACGACACGUUUGAGGUGCUGGGCGGGAUCGGAGGCAUGCAGCGCAUUGUUCGAAACCUGGCGCGAAGGGAAGACAUCCCGGAUGAAUGGUGGGCUGAAGCUGGUCUCAGCCGCACUCUCUCCAGGGACGGCACAGAUUAG
Messenger RNA from Thyridium curvatum, 1293 nucleotides. RefSeq lists its product as uncharacterized. The record is from RefSeq and is a predicted model, not a curated record. Lineage: Eukaryota; Fungi; Ascomycota; Sordariomycetes; Thyridiales; Thyridiaceae. Bases 1 to 1293 code for a protein of 430 amino acids. The transcript has 3 exons.